AUGAAGACCAGCAUCCUACUUAUGUUCCUAUGGGGGUUAUCCAGCGCUCUCCCGGUAGCCAGGUACCAAAAUAAUGAAUCUGAAAGUUCUGAAGAGUGGAAGGGUCAUUUGGCUCCGGCAUCAACACCACCCUUGGAGAGUGGUGUGUCGUCAGAAAGAAGUCAAGUUAGCUCAGAGGAACAGGCAAAUGAAGACCCCAGUGACAGCACUGAGUCCGAGGAGGGACUGGUCUCUGAUGAUCGUCAGGAUGUCCACAGACCAGCUGGUGGCUUCUCUAGCAAUGCAGCAAUACAAGGAGAUGAUAAAGAUGAUGAUGAAGAUGACAGUGGAGAUGACACCUUUGGUGAUGAUGAUAACGGGCCAGUGUCUGAAGAAAGACAAGGAGGAAAUUCCCGACGGGGAAGUGAUGAGGAUUCUGCUGACACCACACAAUCCAGUGAAGAGAGUGUCCCACAGGCAGAAGACAGUGCCCAAGAUGUCACCAGUGAGAGCAGGGACCUUGACAAUGACAUGGUGGACAGCAGACCCGGGGGAAGUGACUCCACUCCAGAUAGCGAGAGUGAGGAGCACUGGGUAGGAGUUGGCAGUGACGGCGGGAGGAGCCAUGGGGAUGGCUCCGAGUUUGAUGACGAGGGAAUGCAGAGUGAUGACCCAGACAGCAUAAGGUGGAGGAAGGACUCCACCAGGAACAGUGAGAGGACGAGCACUGAGGACUCUGGCGAGAGCCAAGCCGGGGAGCGUCCCAGCAGGACGGCGUUGCGGAAGUCCCGCCCUUCCCAGGAAGCCGGCCCGGAAGAGCGCGACGGGAGCCGCGCCCGGGAGGAAGUCCAGAGCGACUCCACGGAGAACGCCGACGCCCUGGAAGCAGGCCUCAGACCGUCCCGGGAGGACAGCAGGAAUGAAUCUCAGGAAGACAGAGAGGAAAACGAGGCCCAGGAGGACAGUCGGAAUGAGCCAGAGCCCAGCAGCGAAUCCAGUCAGGAGGCAGACCUGCCAUCGGAAGAGAGCAGCAGCGAGUCCCCAGAGGAGGCUGCGGGCGAGUCUCGGGGGGACAACCCGGAUGACGCCGCCAACAGCGACUCCAGCGAGGAGGGUGGCCUGACCACGUCCUCCAGUUCAGAAAGCGAAUCCAGAGAGGAGCAGGCCAACGGUGAGUCCAGUGAAAGCCUCCAGUCGUCGGAGGAGAGCCCGGAGUCCUCCGAGGAGGGGGACAGUUCCAGUCAGGAGGGCCUCCGGUCUCGCAGCGCCUCGGCCGAGAGUGCCUCCGAGGAAGACCGUAGCAGCGACUCUCAGGACAGCAGCAGGUCCAAAGAAGACAGCGACUCCACUGAGAGCAACUCCAGCAGCGAGGAGGACGGCCAGUCAAAAACCGUGGAGAUAGAAAGCAGAAAAUUAACAGUCGAUGCUUACCACAACAAGCCCAUUGGGGAUCAAGAUGACAACGACUGCCAAGAUGGCUAUUAGCAUCCUAUUAGGAAGAAGCUCGCACGUAAAGGAGACUUGGGGGCUUGAAAGUAGAGAGAACAUAAUACCUAUAAUUUAUUGAUAUUUUGACCAAAAGGGUAAUGAGAGGCCAUUUUUCUGAAAGGAAUUGCUGGACAACACACUUGUUUCUAGGUGUCCUCAUUUCAUAGAGGUUUAGAUAAUGUGAAAGGACAGCAGAACAUACUCAAUGAGGCUGGAACCAAGGACGAUGUGCAUAUAACUUCACUGCUGAAAUAGCUCCUAACUCAUUAGCCUAACACACAGCUCUCCAGGGUCCAUGAUUAUACCAGGUUCCGUGCUAGGUGCUGGGGAUGUAAAGAAGCUUAAGACUUGUUUCUUGCUCCUGAGGAGCUUAUAGGAUACAUAAAGCUGAAGAGUUAAGGAGGAAUAUAUAUAAGGGAAACAAGAGUCGUUACACUCCAGUGUGCUAGACGACAAAUCAUAGGCAUGAACAACAUGCAUGGGAGCGCUGGGGAGUGUGACCAACUUUGCUUUGGAGAAUUAGGGUGGCCUUCAGGGCAGGAAAGACACAAGAGUUGGAGGGUUGCAUAGAUUUCUCCAUUGAAGAUCAGAGAAUUCUAUUCCUGGAAUAGACAAAAGCAGAUACUAUGUGAUUAAUUAUGUAGUUUGUGAAAGCAUUUUAAACUAUGACAAUGAGGUGUUUUGGAAAAACGAACCAUUUUUUUUUCCAACUAAUUUAUCUUAUUCAUUUUUUGUGGAACUCCCAUGAUUAUUGCUUCACUGAUCACUGAUAAUAAUAUGGAGGAUUGGGUAGGGGAGAGUAAGAAAGAGAAAUCCCUAUUCACAUAGAUAAAUUUUAGCUUUUUUUUUUUCUAAAAUAUGUUUAUGUGAAAUGCUGGAAAAACUGUUCUCUGAGUCCUUUACAUAUGUUGCACACAGCAAAAUUCUAUAUAUUGGAUUCAACUGAUUUCUA
Molecule: messenger RNA, 2419 nt
Organism: Nycticebus coucang (slow loris)
Lineage: Eukaryota; Metazoa; Chordata; Mammalia; Primates; Lorisidae
Gene: DMP1
Product: dentin matrix acidic phosphoprotein 1
Exons: 5
Coding region: 1-1464 (487 amino acids)
Biological process (GO): extracellular matrix organization; ossification
Cellular component (GO): extracellular matrix
Molecular function (GO): extracellular matrix binding
Source: RefSeq, a predicted model, not a curated record